Molecule: messenger RNA, 5216 nt
Organism: Tachysurus vachellii
Lineage: Eukaryota; Metazoa; Chordata; Actinopteri; Siluriformes; Bagridae
Gene: itcha
Product: itchy E3 ubiquitin protein ligase a
Exons: 24
Coding region: 198-2741 (847 amino acids)
Biological process (GO): protein K48-linked ubiquitination; protein K29-linked ubiquitination; protein K63-linked ubiquitination
Molecular function (GO): protein binding; ubiquitin protein ligase activity
Source: RefSeq, a predicted model, not a curated record
CAACGUCACGGUGUUGGGAGUCACGUGACCGGCAAAGGCGGCUGUGUGGAGGACCUUUAGUCAAUGGAAUAAAAUGUAUCAACCGAAACAAAACGUGAAUGUCUGUCUUCUCUACAUCUGCUGAACUUCAGGUACCACAUAACUCCAUUAAAACCAGAUGUAUCUGAGCUACAGCCGCUACUGUUAAUGGCUAAACAAUGAAGGCCCAGUUACAAAUAACAGUUUUGUCAGCUAAGCUGAAAGAGAACAAGAAGAACUGGUUUGGGCCUAGUCCAUAUGUGGAGGUGGCUGUAGAUGGCCAGUCAAAGAAAACAGAGAAGUGCACCAACACUCUCAGUCCAAAAUGGAAGCAGCCGCUCACAGUAAUUGUUACUCCAUUCAGCAAGUUAAUAUUCCGUGUCUGGAGUCAUCAGACCCUCAAAGCAGACCUUUUGUUGGGAAUGGCCACUUUAGAAGUCAGUGAGACCCUCAAAUCCAAUGACAUGAAGAUCCACGAGGUGAUCCGGACUCUACCUCUGAGUGCAGAUGCAGAGGGCAUUGACUUAGUGGGAGAUCUGUCUGUGUGUCUGGAUGGGAUGCGGGUGGAUCCUGAAACAUUUGCUUCUGAGGAACAGAGGCACAAUGGUCUACCAAAUAGGGAGUUCAAGCUAGAAGCCACUGGAAGAUCGAGUCGAGAUUCGUCACCCUCCAGUGACAUUGCUGAUGAUUCUUCUCUGCCCAAUGGUCAUGCUGUGGGCAACACAGCUUCUCCCUCAACUUCCACAGGAGCUCUGCGACCUCCAAGGCCCCCAAGACCCCAGAGACCACCUCCUCCCUCUCCACAGAGACCAAACUCCUCCACAGCAUCCUCUACUGGCUCUACACCGACCCAUGGCAGUGGUGGUCCAAGUCCAGACUCAUCCCCACGCUUAUUUGUGAAUGGAGAAACAGCAAGCCAGGGUUCGACCUCAGGGUCAGCCCUGAGAGUGAGCCCCACUCCACGUAGAGUUUCUCCCAUCAACAAUGGCCCACUUCCUCAUGGCUGGGAACAGAGGGUGGAUCAGAAUGGUCGUAUAUACUAUGUGGAUCACAUUGAGAAAAAGACCACAUGGGAGCGGCCUGAACCUUUGCCUCCUGGCUGGGAGCGCCGCGUGGACCCAAUGGGCCGAGUGUAUUAUGUGGAUCACAUUAGUCGGAGCACCACAUGGCAGCAGCCCACUGCAGAGUCUGUGAGGAAUUAUGAGGAAUGGCAGAACCAACGUAGCCAGUUACAGGGAGCCAUGCAGCAGUUCAACCAGAGAUUUAUUUUUGGGUUACAGGAUCAACUAGCGCCAGCUCCUAAUAAAGAGUUUGAUCCACUGGGUCCUUUACCACAGGGAUGGGAGAAGCGAACUGAUACAAAUGGGAGAAUGUACUUUGUUCAUCAUACUACGCGUUCAACACAGUGGGAGGAUCCUCGAACUCAGGGGCUUUUAAAUGAAAAGCCCCUGCCAGAAGGUUGGGAGAUGAGGUUCACAGUGGACGGGAUUCCAUAUUUUGUUGACCACAACAGGAGAACGACCACCUACAUCGACCCUCGCACAGGGAAAUCCUCACUUGAGAAUGGCCCUCAGAUUACCUAUGUGCGUGACUUUAAAGCUAAAGUGCACUAUUUCCGCUUCUGGUGUCAGCAACUGGCAAUGCCUCAGCACAUCAAAAUCAACGUCAGUCGCAAGACACUUUUUGAGGAUUCUUUUCAGCAGAUCAUGAGCUUCCACCCACAAGAUCUGAGGCGGAGACUAUGGAUCAUCUUUCCAGGAGAGGAGGGACUGGACUAUGGAGGCGUAGCUAGGGAAUGGUUUUUCCUGUUGUCUCAUGAAGUUCUGAACCCCAUGUACUGUCUUUUUGAGUAUGCGGGUAAAGACAACUACUGCCUGCAGAUCAACCCUGCGUCCUCCAUUAACCCAGACCACCUCAAAUAUUUCAAGUUCAUUGGAAGAUUUAUUGCUAUGGCUUUGUUUCAUGGAAAAUUCAUAGACACCGGCUUUUCUCUGCCCUUCUAUAAGCGGAUCUUGAACAAGCCUCUGGCCCUGAAAGACCUGGAAUCCAUUGACCCUGAGUUCUACAACUCACUAAUCUGGAUCAAGGAGAAUAACUUGGAGGAGUGUGGGCUGGAGAUGUAUUUCUCAGUGGAUAAGGAGAUCUUGGGUGAGGUCACCACUCAUGAGCUCAAGCCAGAUGGAGGAAACGUUCUUGUUACCGAGGAAAAUAAGGAAGAGUACAUCAGACUGGUGGCAGAGUGGAGAUUAUCCAGGGGGGUAGAGGAACAGACUCAAGCUUUCUUUGAAGGUUUUAACGAAGUCUUGCCUCAGCAGUAUCUACAGUAUUUUGACGCCAAAGAGCUGGAGGUGAUGCUGUGUGGAAUGCAGGAGAUUGAUCUUUCAGACUGGCAGAGGAACACAAUCUACAGACAUUAUGCCCGCAACAGCAAGCAGAUCAUGUGGUUCUGGCAGCUUGUGAAAGAAAUGGACAACGAGAAGAGGAUGCGAUUGUUACAGUUCGUGACCGGGACUUGCAGGCUUCCUGUUGGAGGGUUUGCUGAUCUCAUGGGGAGCAAUGGGCCACAGAAGUUCUGCAUCGAGAAAGUGGGAAAAGAGAACUGGCUUCCCAGGAGCCACACAUGUUUCAACCGUUUGGAUCUGCCUCCCUAUAAGAGCUAUGAGCAGCUCAAAGAAAAGUUGAUGUUUGCCAUCGAGGAGACAGAAGGCUUUGGCCAAGAGUGAUGCAUAAAUUCGCACCCCUGCAUGUCGUUUGCACGUCUCCAUGGCAGCAGUUUACCAUUCAGACUUACCUGAGAGAAUGCUGCUAAACGACUGAAAUAUAGAGGUGUAGUGAGAAGAUAAAACAUCUUGAGAGCACCAUUCUUUCCUCACAUCACCUAGGCUCAAAUUUCCCCUCUGAUUUCAAAUGCACUUUUUGAAAUGUCACUAUUUUGUGGUUAUUCUGUCUUUGUUUGUCAUCUGUGUACCAGAAUGUCUGGGCUUAAAUGAACUAAAUCCCACACACACACACACACACACACACACACAGUCCAGGCUAUGCACCCUGGUUGGCUGGAUUCAUAAUAAGUAUUUUACAAGAUUUGUUUAAUCUUGUAUAUGCCUCAUUUACAGUCGGGUACUUGUUUUUCUGGCAGCAUUUAUAGUAGCCUGACUGUAUGCAUGAAUUUUCCAUUUUAUUUUAUAGGCUCUCUAUCAUUUGGGUACAUGUCUGAGUACUCUGCUGAGUUUCAGAAUUUCAAUCAGAAUGUUUUCACACUGAUAAAACACUUUGAGAAAUGAGCUUGAUGGCUAAUAGAUUUUGCCAGAGUUUUGAGAGUUGAUAAACAUAGAAGACAUUGGGUUAUCAAAUCUCUUAUGAAAACCUGGAGAGGAUCAGCAACUAGUUUUAGUCUUCUGGUGUCUAGAAUCAGCCUUCCAAUUUUUGAAAUGGGUGCAUGCUUUUAGUGCAAGUUAAUCCAUCUGCUGUAAGUGAACCAUAUCAUCCCAACAUUGAAAAAGAGUUGGGAUGGGAUCGUCCAAAUCUAUUUUAUCUGAAAUAAUAUACAAAUCCCUCAUCUAGUUUUCUGAGAAAUUUUUUUAAAUGAGCAAGUUAGGAAGAUGUAAGAUAGAAGAUUGCAUUUUUAAAUACUAUGAUGUACAUGUCAUUGUGGUAAAAAUGAUUUGUAAAUCUGGUUGAUACCAUUAGGCUUUAGUCUAGGAAAUAAAAUUAGUUUCUUUUUGACAAGUGACUAGUUUCUAUUUGAUUUUUUUCUCUGCGUUAUUUACGGCAUAUGGCAGAUGACACUAUCUGUAUGUUGACAAGCCCAUGAAACGUUCUAAAUUGAGCCGAUUUUCAUUAGACGCGAGUCUGACCAUGCACUUGUCACUUUCUAGUUUUCUGAGCAGGUUUAGAUUUCUCCAAAACUGUCCUGAACACCUGAAUCCCUUUAAAGACCUUACCAUGCUUUAAUGUAGAAAUCAAAAGUUGAAUACGAUCACCAGUAACGAUUUUGCUUGGGCAUUUCAGGUCUUCUACUGUUUAAAGGUGCUUCAUUUUCAUUACUGGUGUUUUCUUUUUAAUGAAAUUACUGAUAUGGUGUUUGCUUUAGGAGCUAGAAUUAUUCUGAAAAAAUGCAACGCUGUGUAUUUGAACUAUUAUGUUAAUAUAAAUUUCAACAGCAAAAUCUUGCCACGUAGUUUUAAAGAGCAUAGUGAGUUGUCUGCUUUCACUGUAGGGUCUGAUCAUAUCUGUGUUUGGAAUAGAAGCGACAUCAAUCGUUAAUAGCAAGGUUAGUAUAGCACUAGCUCAAAACCCAAAUAGAGAUAAUGAGAUAACUUAAUAAGUGAAACAACUCCCCUCUCUAAACUGUGAGCUUGUGUUGUUUAUGUCGGAGUUGGAGUACAUUAUUUUCUUAAUUACUUUGUUUUUAAAUCGAAUGGAUAUGCCUGAAUAGGUCAGACAUCAUUAACUUUAAUUCUUCAUGUGUCAGUUCAGUAAUAAAACAGACAAAUGCACUCCUGUUUAAAUUACGUCUGAUAAAUAAAUAAAAUAAAGAAGCAAACAGAUCAUCAGUCUGUUAGUUCUUGGCUAGUUACUGGAUUAACCUGCCUGAUGUCAAAAUUAUGCAAAAUUAAAAUAUCAUUUUGUGAUGUACAGUGAAAUGGAUUCCAGUGCUGAAUGAAAUUGUCUUUAUUUCUGUGAAAUCAACUAUUUAUUUUGUAAAAGUAGUUUUUCAAAGAGCCACGAUGUCCGGCUGACUUUGUACACCACUGUUUUAAGAGUACGGUUUAAAUUUACAGGCAGUACACUGAACGACGUACUAUUGACAUUAAGUUGAUCUUGAUUUUUUUAUCCCUGUAGCCAAAACAAAUCCGUGAUCAUAUGCUGUGGUGUGAUAUUGAUUGACAGUGCUCUAACUGAUCUGUGGUGAUUUGUCAACAAAUUGAGGUUAAUAUUAUGUCAUUCAGUUGCCCAUUAACCCCCUUGUAUGUAAUCAUGUCUUAAAAACCAUUUUGCAGAAAGUUUCAGACUGUUUCAUCGCUUUAUUUUCUUAUCUAACAAAUAUAUUGUAAAUCUUGUAACAUUUAGCUUAUCUUUUAAUAAGUGGGGUUUAAUGUUAUUUUAAACUAAUUUUAUUUUUCUUAUGUGGAUGUGUACAGUUGGUUGAUUUCUUGUCAAAAUAUUCUGAACUGAAGAAAUAAAUACAUAAUGCAUAA